AUGGGACCUAUUACGAACUCUAGCUUCACAGAUGACAAAUCGGGCGGUCGACAGCGGAGGACAGUUCUGAUGACAAUGUUCCAGGAAGCUUUGGCCGACUGUAAUCUGGAGGAUAUGGGUUUUGUGGGUUCUCGCUUUACCUGGGAUAACCGUUAUACGAAGGAACGUUUGGACCGGAGUUGUUGCACUCACAAUUGGCGUGCACUCUAUCCUUAUUCUAAGGUUGUGACACUGCCUCCUAACAGGUCAGAUCAUAAUCCCAUUGUUGUAGAGGUUGGAUUGAAAAUUGGUUCAACAGGUAAACUUCUAAUGGAAUGGGAUGCGGGAACUUUUCGGCAGAGGAAAACGGAGAUGUUUCUUUUGCAAUCUAAGAUGGAUAUGUUGAUGAAACUUCCGUUUGAUCAUUCUCACUUUGAACAACAAAAAGCUCUUCAAUUUAGGUAUAAUGAACUUCUAUCCUUGGAAGAAGUUUAUUGGCGCCAGCGGUCUAGAGUAUUAUGGUUGAAAGAGGGGGACCAUAAUUCAGCUUUUUUCCACAGGAAAGCUUCUAACGGACGUAGCCGUAAUAAGGUGGCCGAGGGUUCUGAUUCUGCAGCUUUGGAGGUAGUUCUUGAACAGAUUCAACCAUGUGUUGAUAAUGAUAUGAAUUCUUCUCUAUUAGCUGCAUAUUCAGAUGCGGAAAUUAAGAAGGCUUUGUUUCAGAUGCAUCUAUCAAAAUCACCCGGACCUGAUGGUAUUCUGGAUUCUGAGAGCAAUUUUACUCAUUUGACUCUUAUUCCAAAAAUUAAAGAGCCUAAGAUUGCAUCUGACUUCAGGCCUAUUGCUCUAUGUCGUUUGAUAUCUGAUAACACUUUGGUUGCCUCUGAGGUUUCUCAUUUUAUGCAUAAGCUUCGGUAUCAGAAUGAGGGUUUCUUCUCUCUCAAGUUAGAUAUCAGUAAAGCUUAUGAUAAAUUGGAGUGGACUUUUCUUACUGCUAUUUUAUCUAAGAUGGGUUUUGCGCAAAAGUGGAUUGAUAUUGUUCUAUGUUCUAUUAGAACAAUGCGCUAUUCUAUUCUUUUACAUGUCACUCAGGGAUCACUGAAAGGGUUGCGUAUGAGUCAUGGGGCCCCAGUUGUUCAUCAUUUGUUAUUUGCAGAUGAUAGUUUUCUAUUUGGGGAAGCAUCUGUUUCAGAAUGUGCUACCCUCAGGUCCAUCCUGAAUGUUUACGAGCGUGCUUCUGGUCAAAAGAUUAACCUGGAUAAAAGCAGUGUUGUUUUCAGUAAGAAUGUGCAUCCUGAUGUCAAAGGUAAUUUAGCUUCUAUUUUAGGGGUGCAAUGUGUCGAGGAUCAUGGCAGAUAUCCAGGGCUACCCCUUCAUGUGGGGAAAUUAAAAACAGCAAUUUUCUCUUACUUAAAGGAAAGACUGACAAAGAAGCUGAUCAGUUGGCGCACCAAAAUCUUGAGUUCUGCUGGUAAGGAGAUUCUAAUGAAGGCUGUGGCUCAAGUUAUUCCAACUUAUGUUAUGAGUUGUUAUAUGCUUCCUAAAGGUCUCUGUGACGAUUUGCAUCAACUUUGUGCUCAAUUCUUUUGGGGAGGUUCAGAUUCUAAUCGCAAAAUUCACUGGAGGUCUUAG
Rosa chinensis is the source of this 1611-nucleotide messenger RNA. RefSeq lists its product as uncharacterized. The record is from RefSeq and is a predicted model, not a curated record. Lineage: Eukaryota; Viridiplantae; Streptophyta; Magnoliopsida; Rosales; Rosaceae. The transcript is spliced from 7 exons. Bases 1 to 1611 code for a protein of 536 amino acids.